AGUUGUUUCGGCUCAGCUGACGGCAACCUGGCACCCGAGAAACAACGGACUCGCCAUGCCGGAAUUCGCCAACCUGCCAUCGGUCAGCUGGAACGCAAACACGGCCCUGUCGCCAAACAAGGAGGCUGAGGGGUACUUGGCUGAGCCCAUGAAAGUCUUCCCCUCAUCCCUUUCACCGAAGUCCUCGCCAGGCUUGCUGCCGGCACCGAUUUUUCUUCCCACAACCCUGAAGCCCUCCGGUUCCGCCAAAUCCCUCCGCUUCGAGAACAACAUCCCCGAUGAGCCGGCGAGCCCCACAAGCCCGUCCUCGGUUGUGAGCCGCACUGGCAAGCUGGUGCACUUCCCGCCAGGCUUGAACCCGCCGCAAGACACCCCCAGCCACGGGUCCACGCUGCACAUGGAGGGCAGCUGCAAGCCGUGCGCCUGGUACUGGAAGCCCGGGUCCUGCCAGAAUGGCAAGGACUGCCUUCACUGCCACCUGUGCCCCAAAGACGAGCUGAAGAGUCGCAAAAAAGCAAAGUCUGCCUUCAUGCGGCUUGGCCUGACAACCCCCAAGCCUACUGCAGAGGAGCGCGAAGAGCAGCGCCUGGCGUUGAGCAAAUUCUGCAUGUCGGACCAGGCCGAAGCAGAAGGUUCCGAACAAGGCUCUACAGAGGCCGCCAGCUCGGAGCAAGAUGACCCUGCCACCCCAAGGAUGCCACCAGGCAUCUUCUUGACUUUGCCGCUGCAGGCAUCAACGCACAAGCCCGCCAGCGAAGGCAGCAAAUUGCAUGGCACCGGCGAGUGCCGGCCCUGCGCGUGGUUCUGGAAGCCCUCGGGAUGCCUGAACGGCGCGGAGUGCCGGCACUGCCAUGAGUGCCCGCCCGGAGAGGUGAAGUCCAGGAAGAAGAACAAGCAGGUGAUGCUGCGCCUGGGCUUGGCGACGCCCAAGGCCAACCUUGAUGGCCAGGACUUCAUGAUGAGUGCGGUGGAGUGAGGGAAUCGAUGAGGAGGUGGAAGCCUCAGGCAGACGCCAAGGCCACGAGCGGAAUUGCAUGACUGGCGUUUGUUCCAGGGCGAUGAGAAGGCUGACAUCCGGAGCCUUAUUUGCCAGCUCGGCUUUCUCGAGCCCGAACAGGAGUCUCCUCGCACAAGUCGUGUCUAUUUUUCGAAGGAUUGCUUAUUGGCUCUGGUUCUUUUGCGCAUGCUCUGCGUUGACUCUGCUGGUGACGAUGCGUAAAAACGCGGGAUGGCCGCCUUGCACACGUCGAGCGGUCCACCAGCUCAGUUCAGCUCAGUUCAGCGUGCGCGGGGAUGGGACUACAUGUUCCCCCGAUCCCCGGGCAAGCUGGCUGUUCUUGCAGGCCCACGGGACAACCGGUGCA
This is a messenger RNA of Effrenium voratum, 1364 nucleotides long. The record is from the annotation of a GenBank genome assembly. NCBI's taxonomy places the organism in Eukaryota, Dinophyceae, Suessiales, Symbiodiniaceae.